AUGGGUGUACUCGAUACCAUAUACCCUGUUCUGCCUUAUGUGCAAUGGACCAUAACCGUCUGUUUGUUCAUCGCGACAGGCGUAGCAUGGUGCUUCAUUCUCUGGAUCGUUCCAAUCAUCAAACUCAACAAGUCCAUCUCGGCCGUCGCAUCUCUACUAGAAGUAUCAAAACGCGGUGGCUGGUGGCUAGACCCAACGAAUGCAACCUUUGCAUUCAUGCUUGCUAUUAUUUCCAUCCUGGUCUCGCGGCAUCCGGAUCCUUCUGAGGCUGCGCUUUGGAAAUAUUAUGCAGUCUCAAGCGCGGCUUUGUUCAAUGUAGCAUGGUGGGAAAGAGUUUUCAUCUUUCCUCUCGAGGACUGGAUUGCGGCGUUGGACAAGGAGAAGGGCAAGAUCGGAGCUUCAAGUGAUCGUUGGAUGGACGCGACAACCGGAUCGGCUCUGCAUAGGGACAUGGACAAGUGGUGUCGCUAUCAUGCUGUGCGCGCAACAAUGCCUCUGAUCGCGGGUUUGAGUGCAUUGACUGGGAAUAUGCGCUGGUAG
Pyrenophora tritici-repentis Pt-1C-BFP is the source of this 540-nucleotide messenger RNA. Lineage: Eukaryota; Fungi; Ascomycota; Dothideomycetes; Pleosporales; Pleosporaceae. The record is from RefSeq and is a predicted model, not a curated record.